GGCCAUAUAUUGGUGGAUUCUAUAUGAGAAUGAAGAUGGCGUUUACUUUUGGUGCACAAGGAUUCAUUCUACUUGCAAUUGCAGCCUCUUUCUUGCUAGUUGGUGAGGCUAGAACCAUUGUUGUCGGAGGCUCAGAAGGCUGGCGUUUUGGCUUCAACUACACAGAUUGGGCUCUCAAAACAAGUCCUUUCUACCUGAACGAUAAAUUAGUAUUCAAAUAUGCACCCCCAAGUGACACCUCUGUUGCUCCAAAUGUCUACCUAUUACCAAACCUAUUGAGCUAUUUGGCAUGUAACUUCAGUAGUGCGAAGCUGCUGGCAAACGAAACACAAGGAAGUGGCGAAGGUUUUGAGUUUGUGCUGAACCGCUGGAGGCCUGCAUACUUUGCUUCUACAGCAGAGGAUGGCAGUCACUGCCGUGAGGGACAGAUGAAGUUCUUUGCUAUCCCAUUGCCACAUCCGAGUUAAUUAUCGAUGACCAGCUUAACGACGCCGAUCGAGGGCUUGAAAACGACGCAGGCAGUGCUUGCUGUGUGUUGUUCAUCAGGUUUUAUUUUCUAUGGUACAAAAACAUUCAA
Juglans regia (Persian walnut) is the source of this 577-nucleotide messenger RNA. RefSeq names its product blue copper protein 1b-like. NCBI's taxonomy places the organism in Eukaryota, Viridiplantae, Streptophyta, Magnoliopsida, Fagales, Juglandaceae. Gene Ontology annotation, molecular function: electron transfer activity. The transcript is spliced from 2 exons. The record is from RefSeq and is a predicted model, not a curated record. The coding region runs from base 24 to 467 and encodes 147 amino acids.